UGCCGUGAUUUGUGUAUUAUCGUGUGGAAAAGCGUCGGCCCCACAUUUUCUUAUAGAAACAUUCCACGAUGAGUGUGCUCAGCCAUGUAAUGAAAUUCGAACAGAUGACAAAAAUCCCGUUGGAUUACGAAAAAUAUAAUGACCAACCCGCGGAGCCUUACGAGAUGAAUGUUUUGAGUCAAGUAAUAAGCAACGAGCAGAUGACGAAGAUUACAUCAGGAUUUCGGAGAUUAGGUGAUAGAUGUUACUUGGACAAUGCCGGUGCAACAUUAUAUCCAGCAAAUUUACUUGAUACCAUCAAUGAUGAUUUAGUCAACAAUGUCUACAUGAACCCUCACACAGAUAAAUACACUAAAGACUGCUUAGAGCAGAUAAGGUGUUUGGUACUCAAGCAUUUCAAUACUAAUCCCUCAACAUACAGUGUAGUAUUUACAUCAGGCACAACACAAUCUCUGAAGUUGGUUGCAGAAUCAUUUCAAUUUUCUGGUGUUCAAGAUAACUUAGCAAGCGGUUCUUUUGUAUACUUAAGAGACAAUCAUACCUCAGUGCUUGGUUUAAGAGAAAUCGCUACUGAUAAAAAUGCUGAUAUUAUUCACAUAUCUCAUGAUGAUUUUCUAGAAUCGUUGGCUAGCACACAACAAACAGCAUGGCGAGAUAGCAAUGAUGCUAACACAUUAUUUGUGUAUCCCGCACAAAGCAAUUUCAAUGGAUACAAGUAUCCAAUAGAUUGUAUAGACAAGAUAAAAAGUGGAUGUCUCAAUCAUUAUGUCAAGAAACAUUUGUGCAAAAUCAAUUGUAAUUGGUAUAUACUCCUUGAUGCAGCAUCAUAUGUCUCCACAAACAAAUUAGAUUUAUCAGAGAAUCAGCCUGACUUUGUCUGCAUGUCUUUUUAUAAAAUAUUUGGAUUCCCAACAGGCCUCGGUGCUCUCUUGAUUAAAAACAGCAGUGGGAAUGUGUUGAGUCAAAAAAGAUAUUUUGGUGGCGGUACAGUUGAUGCACUUUUAAGUGAUGAAGAUUAUCAUAUAAAAAGAGAAAUUCUACAUGAAAGGUUUGAAGAUGGCACAGUAUCAUUCUUAUCAAUACUGGCUUUGAAACAUUGUUUUGAUAAUUUAAACAAAUUAAUUCCUAAAGUUAUUAAUAAUGACCUCAUGGAUACAAUAUCUCAUCAUUCAUAUUACUUAGCUAAGGACUUGUAUCAACAGCUAUUAUUAUUAAAACAUAAUAAUGGUGCCAAAGCUGUUAUGCUUUACAUGGAUUCAGAAUUUAAUGACAUCAGUAAGCAAGGAAGUAUAGUGACAUUUAAUUUAAUGAGAGAAAAUGGCACAUACAUAGGAUAUACAGAGUUUCAACAUAUGGCAGAUCUAUUUAAUCUAAGUGUUAGAACUGGAUGCUUUUGCAACUCGGGAUCUUGUCAAAGACACCUCAUGAUGACAAACAAAGAUAUGAAGGAAAUGUACAAAGCAGGACACAGAUGUGGUGAUGAAGUAGACCUAAUUCAUGGAAAGCCUACUGGAGCUAUUAGAGUCUCAUUUGGAUAUUAUAAUACUUUUAAUGAUGUUGACAAAUUGAUAACUAUGAUUUGUAAAUGUUUUGUUAAAACAACUGUUACAAAACCAAAGCGAUAUACAGAUUACAAUGUGAAUGAAACAAAGAAAGUAAUAAAGCCAGACAAGCCUAACAGCAUUUUCCAUAGGUUAAUAAAUGACACAGCUUAUUUCAGAGAUAUCAAAAACAUAUUAAACAUUCCUCAUGCAGACUCAAAGAUAGCAUUAAAAGAAAUAUCAAUAUUUCCUAUCAAAUCAUGUGGUGCGUUUAAAAUUGAUUCUGCAUGGAAAAUAGGUCCCAAAGGUUUUGAAUUUGAUCGAGAUUGGAUGAUAAUAAAAGAUACUGGAGUGUGUUUGACACAGAAACAAAAUUCGCGCAUGUGUAUGAUAAGACCAACAAUAGAUCUGAAACGUAGAUUAAUGAUUUUGAAUUUCAAAGGAAAAGAACCAAUUUCAGUGCCACUGGAUAUAACUACACAGGGGAAAUUUAAGAACACAUCAAUGUGCCACAGUAAAGUUUGUGCGACAUGGUUUAAAGGUUACGAUUGUGGAGAUGAUGUAGCUGAUUGGAUAUCUGAGGCGUUAGAGGUAUCGUUUCUCCGGCUUAUAAGACAAGCGGAUGAAGAUAGCAGAAUACAGAAAAAAAAGAAUAAUGAAGAUAUUAAACUUCUUUCGUUAAGUAAUCAAGCACAAUUUCUUUUGAUAAAUAAAGCCACUGUGAGAUGGUUAAGCAAACAGAUACGGGACCCAAUGUUUACAGAUGAUAUAGAUCAAUUAACAGAUCGCUUCAGAGGGAACCUUAUAAUUGAUAUGGAUGAGGAACUAGUAGAAAGAGAUUGGCAAAAAGUAUUUAUAGGAAAGCAUGAAUUUAAGGUUGAAGGCCAGUGCCCCAGGUGUCAAAUGGUGUGUAUAGACCAGCAAACGGGUGAAAAAACUGUGGAACCACUAAGGACAAUAUCAGAGCAAUUUGGAGGAAAGUUACGUUUUGGAAUAUAUUUAAGUUAUGUUGGCACCAUAGACGCGUCUAAUGACAAUGUUUUGGUAGUUUAUGCACCGAUCAAAGCUAAAGCAGAUGAUGAUAUAAGCAGAUGAAUGUAUUCAAAGAGUUAAAAUUGUUUAUAACUUAAACAUUUAUGAAAAAAUCAUAUGAAUUGAAAAUUAGUCGAAAAUAACACGGUUUUACUCACGUUAAAAAGUAUAGAAAAUUGUUAUUUGGCCAUUUUUAUCCAAAUAGAAAUUACACUGUCGUAAAAGAAAUUUUAAGAUAACAUAAUUUAUUUUAUUACUGUUUAGAGUAUGUAUGCCAAAAUAAGUUUAGAAAUAAGUACAUCUUCGUAAACCAUUGUUUUAUCAUCUUGCCAAUAUAUUACUGAUUAAAAAAUGUGUAUAUGUAAAGAGAAGCCAUAAAUAAAAUUUAACGAAUUUAAUUAUGGCUGCCUGUAAUAAGUGAGUAGAAGCAAUGCUGGAGUUGUAGUAAAAUACUAAAUAAUAUUAUUUAUGUAUUUAUCACCAAUUUAGAUCUUGAAAAGUAAUUUUUCAUUAUCUAUAGGUACUAAUUUCAGCUUUGUAUUUUAUUGUUUAGAUAAUGUUUUAUAUUGGAUUUAUGAAGUAGAAUAUUUUCUAUAUUGAUGAGUCUCAGAGUACCCAAUAUUUACAUUGGCAGCUUACUAUGCCACCUGGUGGGCAAAUUUCAAAGUGGUGGUGGAAAAUCCAUAGAUGGAUUCUCCAAAGAUAAGAUUUUUACGAUCUGGUAUAUUAUAUGUUCCUAAGAUUUAGGCUGUUGAAAUCAGAAAUUUGAAUUUAAGAUUUUUUUAUUGUUGAUAAAAUUCUGAAGUAUAAUAAUAUAAGUAAAUAGAAUAAUGUUUGGCUGUGAUGAUAUAAUAUGUAACUGAAAAAAAGCGUCAUGAUCAUUUGUAAUUAUUGCUAUGCAUUAUUUUGCCCAUACUGCCUACCCCUAUCAGACUGCUUAUUGGUAAAGACAAUUAAAUUUACUAGCGGCCUAUCUCAAUAACUUACUAAACAUGUCAGUAAUUGUUAUGCUAACUAUUGUGCUGUUUUAAUAUUAGAAACUCAGAAUACCAGAGAUCUAGUAAAGAUACCAUCCAUAACUAGUGAAUGUACCAGCUGUAGCAUCUUUUUGUACUGAGUAAUAGUAAUGUUGUUUUAAUUGUUCUAAAAUACUUUUAUGUUUUAAACUGUAGUUGUUUUUAAUAUUUUUACACUCGAUUUUACAUAAAGCAGCAGCGUAACAUAUAUGUAUAGAUGAUUCAUAGCACUGAUCUAUGAUAAUCUAUGUGAAAAACGAAAUGCAUCUCUGUAUAAGUUAAACACACCAGUCAUCAUGUUCAAAUCUCCAUAAGAUAAACUUCAUGGAUAAAUGAUUAAAUAUUUUAUUUUAUAAUCACCAAAAAUAAUUAUAUGAACUGUUUAUAAUCUGUCAGUAAGAUAUUGAGACCGGCUAUCAAACUAUGGAAAUAAUAUACUUAUAAGAGAUAAGUUGAACAGGCUUAAUUUUUCUGUCAUUGGCUCAUGUCUCUGGCAGGGCUGAAGAUGUAUAUAAGCACAAAAGCCUUAGUUACUUAGGGAAGGCAGAAGGUAUAAUUUAUACCCUAUAAGUGAUGUUGAGGUAACUAUUAUCAGGCCACCCAUUGAGGUGAGAUAUCCUUCCUAAACAAAAGGUAAACUAUAUUUAUAAUUUUAAACAAAUGGGAUAUGGGUAUAACUUUAUUUACAUAUAAAUCUACAUAUUAACUCCUAUUGUUAUUAGAUAUAACUAGAAAAACAUUGUAAUAAUAAUAAAUUAUGAUAUUGCACAGUUAA
Manduca sexta (tobacco hornworm) is the source of this 4364-nucleotide messenger RNA. RefSeq names its product molybdenum cofactor sulfurase (gene mal). Gene Ontology annotation, molecular function: molybdenum cofactor sulfurtransferase activity; pyridoxal phosphate binding; molybdenum ion binding. Lineage: Eukaryota; Metazoa; Arthropoda; Insecta; Lepidoptera; Sphingidae. The record is from RefSeq and is a predicted model, not a curated record. Gene Ontology annotation, biological process: Mo-molybdopterin cofactor biosynthetic process.